UUGAUAGAAGCCGGUGAGAGAGAUUUCCCUGCCAACAACUCCACUGCAUUGCUUCUGGGAGCGGGGAGGGAGAGACUCACUUUUCUUCACUCGCAGUCUCUCUCCACGACAACAACCUUACCACUUCCGCUCCUCGCACACGGAGAAAAGUUUGACUGAUCGAAGGAAAACCAGUCCCACGCCGACUACUAGGGAGGAAAUCAACCAGAAUGGCAGAACGCAAGGCCGUCAUCAAGAAUGCGGACAUGUCCGAGGAAAUGCAGCAAGACGCUGUGGAUUGUGCAACUCAGGCUCUGGAAAAGUACAACAUCGAAAAGGACAUUGCUGCAUUCAUCAAGAAGGAAUUCGACAAGAAGUACAACCCAACCUGGCAUUGCAUUGUUGGGCGGAAUUUCGGCAGCUACGUCACACAUGAGACUCGUCACUUCAUCUACUUCUACCUUGGCCAGGUAGCAAUUCUUCUGUUCAAGAGUGGAUAACUUGUCAGCAGCGAUCGUCGUCACCCAGAAAGAAGAAGACUCAUUCCUCCUACUACUACUACCGCUAAACUUCCGACUUCAUUUUUUUCUAUUCUUUUAAUUAAAUUCCAAAAACAAUGCACUUACUGGAUAUUUCAAAUGAGUCAUCAACAUGUUUUCCCUUAUGGUGAAGCAUCAUCAACAUCACUACUGUCAUUGUAAUUUAUGUAUACAAAUUCCUACCGAAGAUCGGUAUGCUAACAAAAUCAUUAAUCUAAACUAAUAAAAUCCAUAGUUAGAUAAGUCAAAA
Folsomia candida is the source of this 768-nucleotide messenger RNA. RefSeq names its product dynein light chain 2, cytoplasmic. NCBI's taxonomy places the organism in Eukaryota, Metazoa, Arthropoda, Collembola, Entomobryomorpha, Isotomidae. The transcript has 3 exons. The record is from RefSeq and is a predicted model, not a curated record. The coding region runs from base 210 to 479 and encodes 89 amino acids. Gene Ontology annotation, cellular component: cytoplasmic dynein complex. Gene Ontology annotation, molecular function: dynein intermediate chain binding; dynein light intermediate chain binding. Gene Ontology annotation, biological process: microtubule-based process; cilium assembly.